CCAUACACCUCCAGUAAAUGCUAUAUCAUAUUAAAUAGCAGACCUGCAGAUGGCUACAGACAGCUUUAGUGUUGAAACUCAUGUCGGCGAGGCGUCCAUUGGAAGUGUUUAUCGGGCUCAGUUAGAUGACGGAAAGGUUCUUGCUGUGAAGAAAAUAAAUUCAUCUGCUCUUCCAAAUCACUUGUCUGAAGAUUUUAUGGAUAUAGUUUCAGACGUAUCCCGGUUGCGGCAUCCAAAUAUAACAGAGCUUGUUGGUUAUUGUUCAGAGCAUGGACAGCACCUGCUGGUAUAUGAGUUCCAUAAAAAUGGUUCUCUUUAUGACUUCCUCCAUCUCUCAGAUGAAUUUAGCAAGCCAUUGACCUGGAACACACGUGUCAAGAUUGCUUUAGGGACUGCACGUGCACAAGAGUAAGUUGAAAGAGAGAUUGGAGAGCAGUUGACAUCUUAACUUGUUCUAUUCCCACAUCGAAAUAUUAGAACAUAGUUUUGUUCCAUUUAAAGAGCCACCAAACAGGUUAACAUCGCCGGGCUUGGUAACACA
Camellia sinensis is the source of this 541-nucleotide messenger RNA. Lineage: Eukaryota; Viridiplantae; Streptophyta; Magnoliopsida; Ericales; Theaceae. The record is from RefSeq and is a predicted model, not a curated record.